This is a messenger RNA of Periophthalmus magnuspinnatus, 982 nucleotides long. It is a transcript of the gene spi1a, whose product is annotated as Spi-1 proto-oncogene a. The record is from RefSeq and is a predicted model, not a curated record. NCBI's taxonomy places the organism in Eukaryota, Metazoa, Chordata, Actinopteri, Gobiiformes, Gobiidae. The transcript has 5 exons. Gene Ontology annotation, biological process: cell differentiation; regulation of transcription by RNA polymerase II. Gene Ontology annotation, molecular function: DNA-binding transcription factor activity, RNA polymerase II-specific; sequence-specific DNA binding. Gene Ontology annotation, cellular component: nucleus. The coding region runs from base 72 to 845 and encodes 257 amino acids.
GUCAGUGUCACAGUAAAGCAGUAGGAAAAACUCAACAUCAGUCACCACAACAGACGCUCUGCUCCUUUAUAAUGGAUGGAUACAUCAUUGCCGGUUCAGAGGACAUUGUUCCAAAUGAGCCUGGACCAUAUCGUCCACCAGCUGAUCUCUACCCCUACCUGAAUGUUGGGGAUAUUUAUGAUGAGCACAGGUGGUCGUUGCAUUCUGAACGGGUGCAGCCAGCAGACUUUGAUAACUCUCCCGUAAACCAUCUGACCGAGCUGCAGUCAGUGUCACCUCAGCAGCUCACACAGCCUUUCCGAUACAGCACUGAAGCACUGCCUCUUCACUUAGACUCACCUCUUAUCCCACUGUCAAUGUCCCCACAAAUCCCAUAUUAUGGCCCAGCAUUGUGCUACCAAUACCCACCAGCUCCCUCACCUGUCCAAUACUACUCAGAGGAAGAACAGAGGGAUGUUAGUCCACCACUGGAGGUGUCUGAAGGAGAAGACGAAUAUGAACCUCACAGGCUGUCAUCUAUAAGGAGAGACACCAGUAACAAGAAGAAGAUCCGCUUGUACCAGUUCCUUCUGGACUUGCUCCGAAAUGGUGAUAUGAGUGACAGCAUUUGGUGGGUGGAUCAGGACAAGGGCAUCUUCCAGUUCUCCACUAAACACAAGGAGGUCCUGGCCAGCCAAUGGGGCAUUCAGAAAGGAAACCGCAAGAAAAUGACCUAUCAAAAAAUGGCAAGAGCACUCAGGAACUAUGGAAAAACUGGAGAAAUUAAAAAAGUCAAAAAGAAACUUACUUACCAGUUCAGUGAAGAGGUGCUGAGAAACCACUAUCUUCGCCACUUUUCACACUGAAAACAUGACAAAGCAGCCUAUUUUUUCACUGAAAUAAUAACUGAAAUCAGCCAAUGUAAAUGUUUAUUUCUUUAUUUGUUUAUUAUUUAAACUAUUUUGGGGUAUUUCCUUUUAAUUGCAAAAAUAAACAGCAUCUC